This is a messenger RNA of Helianthus annuus (common sunflower), 4437 nucleotides long. RefSeq lists its product as uncharacterized. The record is from RefSeq and is a predicted model, not a curated record. Lineage: Eukaryota; Viridiplantae; Streptophyta; Magnoliopsida; Asterales; Asteraceae. The transcript has 3 exons. Gene Ontology annotation, cellular component: nucleus. The coding region runs from base 156 to 4283 and encodes 1375 amino acids. Gene Ontology annotation, molecular function: ATP-dependent H2AZ histone chaperone activity. Gene Ontology annotation, biological process: chromatin remodeling; regulation of DNA-templated transcription.
AUGCAGUUGUCUACUUCCCGAAAGCCUUCAAGUAACUACCGUUAAACAGCUCCCAGAGUAUCAUAAUUGUGGGACGAGGAAAAGACACUAACAAAGGACACAAUGUUCCAUCUGCAAUUGAUGAGGUCUCUACAAAAGGAACAGAAGCAGAAAAAAUGGCUGAGUGCUUAAGAAAAAGCAGAAUUGCUAAGGCAUUGUCUGAUACAACAAUAGUUUAUGAAUCUCAUGUUAGAAGAUUCUGGGACACUGCAAGGUUUGAAGAAAAGGAUAAUAAAAUUCAUGCAGUAGUCAAGAAGAAAGAUGAAAACAACAAGGAUAUUGAUGUUGAAGUAGUGUUUGGAGUAGAGGAUAUAAGAAGGGUUCUUGAUUUACAAGAUUCUGACAAUGAUCCAACGAUCAUGUCAGAACGUCUUGCUAAAGGGCUAUGGUGUAGAUUGGGAUUUUCUUCACACAUCAACGGAAAAAUGUUCAAAAGGAGUUUCUCGAAACAAUACAGAUACUUAAUGCAUUGCUUAGUGCAUUCCCUAUCUCACAGAAAGGGAGCCUAUGAUGAGGUGUCUGACUACAUAAUGAACAUUGUUGUAAGUAUUGUGCUGAACAAGAAAUACAAUAUUUCACAAGUGAUUUUUGAAUUUUUAAAAGAAAAUUGCUUAGCCGGGAAAGACAAAUACAUUAUGUACCCAAGAUUCAUUAUGAUGAUCUUGGAUGACAAAGUUAAGGAUUUGCCAAAGAAUAAUGAUGAUAUUAUGGCAAUGGCUGAAGUGAAUAAGACUGCUAUUCUGAGAAUCACAAAGGAGAAGGAUGCUAAAACAAAAGAGUUGAUCUGUGCAUUAAAGGAUGAAGCAUACGUAGCUCCUGAAAAUGAUAAAUGGAGACAUGAUAAUAGUGAUUCAGACAAUGAAGACAAUAAGAUGAAUGAUAUGAUUGAAAAGAAAACCAGAUGGUGGUGUAUCAAAGAUGGAAAGAGAAAGAGAACACCAAAGUCGACCCCUGUGGUUGUAAUUAAAGAAACAGCAAAGGGGUCUUCUGAAGAACCUCAAAGAAAGCUAAUUGAUGAACCUGUCAUAGAACCGAGGGAGGUGAUUGAUCAAGGUGUUGGUUUAGAAGAGACUUUGGAAAGCUAUUUUAAAAAGCAUGAAGAGGCUGAACAAGCACAAGCUCAAAAGAACUCCAGUAAUGAAGAUUCAGAAGAAACUUUAUCGGAAUCUGAACUGGUCAAAGAGACAGUGGGAAAAGGAAAGGUACAACUGAAGAAAAGACCUUUAAAGAAAAGAAAGAAUUCUGAAGAUGAAGAUUCACCGUACAAUCCUGAGGAUUCUCAGAAAAACAGAAAGAAAAGAAAAGCUACUCGCACCGGUGAUAUUCCAAGAGUGGUUAGAGCAAAGAAACAGAAUGCUAAAUCACAAAAAGAGAAGGAAGGAAAGAAGAAACAGGACACUGCUGAAACUAGUCCUGUAGUUGAGAUACCAAAAGAAGUUCCUUUAACAGAAAUUCCAAUAGAAACACAAACUUCUUAUGAUGAUUAUGUGGAGAUCACCGGAGUCAAAUCUGCUAAACAAACAUCUGAUCGUCAUGAUAUUCCAGAAUCAUCACAACGAAAGACAGAUUAUUUCAACUUAGAUUUUGAUAGCUUAGGUGGUGCUACUGGAGAUUUCUUUAAAGAUAUGCCAGAAAGUGAAGGAGACCUAUUUCAUGAUAAAAAGAUGAAAGAAUUGGAAGAAAAAGUUAAAGCCUUGGAAAGGGAAAAGGAAGAAAACGAAGCUGUACAAAUAAAGUUGAAGGAAAUGAUUGAUGAGUUGGAGAAACGGCACGAAGACGUAAUGGAUGCAGUGUUUACAAAAGAUGAGAAAUUGAAUGAAAUGAAGGAAGAUAUAAAAGAUAAUGCAGAACUUAUUAGUGCACUUACUGAUGAAAUUGCUGCAUUGAACGCCAAAGUCAAAGACUUGCAGAAUAUCAAUCAGACUUUGAAUCAACUCUUAAAUGAGAUGAAUGAAGCUUCGACAAAUGAAAUGAAGGCAAUGAAGCUAGAGAUGGAAGCUAUGAGAGCAGAUAAGGUGAUGAAAGAUAAGCAACUGGAAAUGCUUACGGCUGUGAUUGAAGCACAUCUGAAGGUGAACAUCCACGAGGCUUUUGAUCAAGUUGACAUUAUCAAGGCAAAUGAAAGAAGGAAAGAAAGAGAAAGACAGCUUGCUGAAGAAGCUAACCUGAAAAAUAAAGGUAUAGCAGAAGAAGUUGAAGUUGUUGGAUCUUCACAAAAUCAACUUGAGGUAGGUGGAUCAUCUUCUCAACCAGAAAUUGAAAUGGUGGAUGCUCAAGAUGUUACAGCAAAUGAUGAAGAAAUGGUGGAAGCAGAAAAUGAAGCAGUUCAUGAACCAGAGUUUAUUAUGGUUGGUGAAUCUGUAGAGCCUAUUAUUCCGGAGAAUGUUUUGAGAGACGUUCAAAUCAUACAAAGAAAGAAAAAGGCUAAAGAAGUAUUACUACUGGAGUACUCUACCGACAAGUUUGUAUUAGUUGGAAAAGCCUAUAGAGUGCCCUAUAGUGAAGAAGAAUCUGCCAAGCUGUUAAGAUUUUUUGAAUUAAAGGAUCAAGGGAAGAUAGCUAGAGGAGAAGUGGAAGAAGAAUCUGAUAGUGAUUUUUGGGAGGAAGAAGUUGAAGAUGAUGAUAAAGCAGACGAUGAAUCCGAUGAUGAUGAUAAGCCUGAUGAUGAUGAUGAUGAUGAUGAUGAUCAAGGCACAUCGAGUUUGCUAAUCAAUGAUCCAUCCGUCCAAAAUAAAGUAAAUAAACUCAUGAAUGAUGAAGUGAAUGAACAGAAUGAUGAUGCAGAGUGUGAAGGGUCAUCUUCUGGAAACCAAUCUGGUGAUCAGGUACAUCAACUCACAUCUACUUUUAUUUCUCUUUCUGAACAUCAUCAAGGAGAAGUAGAUAUUAUCAGAACAAGAGCUGAAAUGCUUGAGGAGUUGGGGUUAGAAGAUGGGAAGUUUAAAUUUGAUAUCGAAGAUGAAAUCCCAGAGUCUCCGAUUAAAAACUUUGAACCACAAUUUCCACUUGAAGCAGAAUUUUAUGAUAAUGUGACCAUAGAGACUGAUUCAGAUUCGGAAGAAGAAAGAAUAGAUUUUCACUAUGAAGGUGAAGACAUGGCAUUUCCUACAUUCACAGAGUUAUUUGAAGACAUGAAUGCAGAAUUAUUGAAGAGAAAAAUUGAAGAAAGAGUUGCAUCUGCUGAUAUGCCUGAACCAGUUCCAAGAGAAAUUUCUGCUGAAGAGAGAAAGAAAUGGUUCAGAUCAAUGCCAAAGGAAAGAAAGCCUCUUAGAGCCCUACAGUAUUUUACUCAUGAUAAAGACUUAUCUUGGGGUGAUAUUCUUUCUUGGGGGUAUCUGGAAGACUUGAAUGUUUAUGCAAUUCGAAGAGAGCAAGGUGUUCAAUACUUCAGGUGCAUUUCUGAUCUUGCUACCUUACCUUGGUGGGACAUAGAUGAAUUGGUGGUUACAAAGAAUAUUAAACAACUCUACUACGGUCCUGAAGUAAAACAGAGAGACCAGAAGCUGUGGAAUUUCAUCAAGUAUCAAGCAACGAUCAAUUAUCCAGAUUGGAAACCACAGUUUCCUAAAAGAAUUGUGAAGUAUACAGCUAAAGGUGAGAAGGACGUUACUCUUGAUGUCAAACCGCCAAAGUGUUUGAAGAGCAUGCCUUUAAGGGCUAUUGAGCAGGAUUUCUAUGAUUUAUUUCAAGCAUGGCUCUAUAAUCCUUCUACUGCUGAAGCUGUGAUCUCUUUGUACGAUAAAGACACUGGUGAAGCUAGGAAAAUUUGUAUUCUAGACCCGAUGUGGCUGGUAAAUUGCUCAAAGAAAGACAUAGAUUGCUUGUUUGUCAACAAGAUAAUCUAUGACAAGAAAGACAAAGCCAUUGCUCAGCAGUACCAGAGUGUAGUUGAUGUCUGUUUUGCUAAAGAAAUCAACUCUGGUAAGAACUGGAAAACCUCAUGGAGAGAACUAGAGGUUGAUGAGUUUCUAAAGGUGUACAAGAGAAGUUUAAGAUCCAAGGAAAUUCAGAGAAAAGCUGUUGAAAGAGGAAGACGAAAUCUUGGAUUUGUACCUCCUACUGAUCAGACACCCAUAGAGUCUGAAGAGAACAAGAUCCCUAAGUGGGACAGAAAAAGAGAUGGAGAUCCAGUGUACAGAAAUUGGUGGAUAACAGAGGGAAGACAUAAGAGAAGACAAAUGUUAGCUGAUCGAGAAGAGAAGAGAAAACAAAAGGCACGAGAUAGAAGACGCAACAGGAGGUAAUCAAGACUUUGCUGGAAGGGACUACAGCUUCAUCCGAGGGGGAGUCUGUUAGUACAUAAACGUCUGUAGCUUCCGUCAGCUUAAAGUCUUUAUUUUGUUAAAGUUGUAUAGUUUAAUGUAUAAGGCGUCAGAAUACAGGGUUUGUUUUGUAAAA